Mizuhopecten yessoensis (Yesso scallop) is the source of this 3941-nucleotide messenger RNA. Its product is annotated as solute carrier family 43 member 3-like. The transcript is spliced from 11 exons. The coding region runs from base 375 to 1910 and encodes 511 amino acids. Lineage: Eukaryota; Metazoa; Mollusca; Bivalvia; Pectinida; Pectinidae. Gene Ontology annotation, molecular function: transmembrane transporter activity. The record is from RefSeq and is a predicted model, not a curated record. Gene Ontology annotation, biological process: transmembrane transport.
GAGGCCCCUAAGACAAAAUCUCACUGAGCACGGAAACCGAACUACGGGUAAGCAGGUUGAUUGUGUGUAAUGCUACUGUGAAUAAUGAAUCGUGUGCAGACCAUAGCUGAACCCUAAGACCAGUGGUCAGAUAUAUCACACCGAAGUGUCCGUUAAAUUUCCAGAUUGUUCCUUUAGGAGGAAAUUGACGUACGUAGCUAUAUUGCGUACCGCCAAGCUCUACUGUAGUACUGUACUGUAAACACUCGAUGAUCGAUCUUCUGGCUGUGGUCAGCACACCGUAGUUUGCCGGCGAUCCACCGUUGACCUAUUUUUCAACCGUGACCUUAAAUACCUUUCCUGACCCGCCCCUGACUCAGGUGACUUGUAUCACAAUGAAAUACCACGGCUGGAGGAAGUAUCUGGUGGCGGUCUGGGCUUUUAUAGAAACCUUUCUGUUUGCGGGGUUGUUGUACGGCUGGGCUUCCGUAAAUUGGAUUCUAAAACAGGAAAAUGUGUAUGCUGACCUUUGUCCUCAGACGACCUUCAAAACUAAUGUUACCAUAAAUGGGACCGAUAAUGUUGUGACGUACGACACUGUUGGGGGGAACACGACAUCCCAGAACGGCACUGAUGUUGGACCGAAUCCCAUUGGAUACAGACCCCAGUGUCGACCCCAGGACGAAAAGUUUGCUCUGUGUUUCACGAUCGGCUCGGCACUUUUUUGCGCAAGCUCGGCAUUAUUUGGACACAUCAAUUACAAAUUCGGAACUCGUAUUACACGGAUAUGUUCAAUGAUCAUCUUCAUGUCGGGAACUAUUAUGUUCGCGUUCGUGGACACAGAAAGGCCCUGGCUGAUCUACCCAGGUCUCGCCUUCAUCGGGAUGGGCGGCCUACCACUGUUAGUUACCAAUGCCCAGAUCGGGAAUUUGUUUCCCAAAGGAAGUUCAACAUGGAUAGGACUUCUAUGUGGGGGAUUUGAUUGCUCAUCCGCGGUACAAUUUAUGGUCAAAGGAGCGUAUGAGACGGGGAUAAGAAUACAAUACUCCUAUGGCCUCCUGACAGGACUACAUUUGAUGGUGGGGGUGAGCACUUUUUUCUUCCUUCCAAAGAAAUUCAUUCCUCGUCCGUCAGAAGCAGCCGCUACUGAAGUGGCACAGGAUGAAAAAACGAUCGACCUACUAGAGAACGAUAAGCUGAACGGGAGUACCACCCAAGAAAAUGGCCAAGUAUAUGAGAAGACGACGUUUGAAGUGAGUGAUGAAAAAGCUUCCGACACACCAUCCCUUAAGUCGUGCUUGAUGUCCGCAACCUUUCUCCUGCAUGUGUUCUGGCUGUGUCUGCUGCAACUCCGCUUCUACUUCUUCCUGUCUUCUGUCAACACUUACCUGCAUAGGAUCACCAAUAACGACAAGUAUAAAGUGAGUUAUUUUACGAAUGUGAUGAUGUACACGAUGCUGGGAGGUUUGUUCUCUUCCAUGUUCUCCGGGAUUGUGUAUGACUGGCAGAGGAGGAUGUUCCAGGACAGUCGAAUGGCCCUCAGGCGGAAGUUGAUGCCAGCGAUCUUACCUUUGAUGAUCACGUGUGGACUGGGCGUCCUGCUGUCAGUACUUGUGCUCAUUCCCCAAGAGGAGGUUCUAUACUUCGUAUUCAUCGUCAUGACCUUAUACAGGUCCUUUAUCUACAGUAUUGGAGCAGCCUACCUCAGUGCAAUGUUCCCUAACGAGUACUUCGGCUUGCUGUACGGAGUAUGGAUCAUUGCUGCCGGUAUAGUAGGAUUCCUUCAAAUCGUAUUCUUCAACUGGGCGCAGUCGUACCUUGAAGGUCCAUUCCACGCGGAUCUAUUUUGCCUCUGUUUCGUGACCCUGUCGUUCAUCCAUCCAAUCUUUCAAUGGUUGAAGUGUCGAAGGGAGGCCUACAACAUGUCAUAACAAUAUUAUGGAACAAAGGAGAAACGUUAUGAUGUCAUGUGUGAGAGCUGCAAUAUUCAUUCCAAAACAAAUCUUUUGAGACUGGGUCUAUAUACAUGGAAAGCCAACGCGUUAUUGCACGCAACAGCAGUGAACACCAUGGUACUAGGACUUUGCAACGUUUUCCUAUGGAACAAUAAUGAUGUAGUACCAGUCACAUUGGGCUGUUUCACAGGGCGUUUAUAUAUUUAGAGACCAGACUUUACAGGAGAAUGGAAAGUGUAUAAGGUUUCUAAAAUGAAAUGACAAUGUAUUUUGAAUCAUUAUUUAAGAGCAUACUAACACUUCCACAAAAGACAAAAGUGAUAUGAAUAUGAAUAUAAAGGACGAAUUAAACGAUAAUUCGUAUAGGGAUCCAUUGAUCCUACUUGUGUACAGAGUUUGAAAAAGAACGUUGCCAAAAAUACUAAAAAUAAUCAUUUUGUCCAAGUUAAUGAAGAGCGGCUUAUGGUUAAUUAAAAAAGUCGGAUAUAGAAAGCAUUUAAAAUAUCAAGUGAGAUUAUAGUGUUGGUUCAUUAUGGUUUAAUAAGAUUUUGAACGCGAUAUACCAAGGUAUAUGUAACAAUCAUUCAUAUUGACAUCAUAUAUCACAGUUAACUUGUACCUAUGAACCAAAGUUUAGAAACUGAGAUUAGAAGCAUAUAAUUGGACUGAGUUUAAUGAUCGCACUAUGUUGACAUCUUAUUUUCAUAUAGUUGAAGACAAUGACUUCACAUUUGUUUACUACCUAAUAUUUGGCAUUGCUUUUUUACGUUUCGUCUUUUCUGUGCUUUUUUAUGUUUGCAGUGCACAUGGUGUUAUUGAGUUGAUAUCUUAUGCUUUUACCCCUUGUCAAGUUCCUCAAUAUCAUGAAAUGCUUUUUUUAGUCUUUUACAAUCGUUUGAAUGUUAGUUUUCCCGUGUAAUCAUUUCGUGCCACUGACCUUGUUAGUAGAAGAACGUAGGCACACACACAGGUGAUUGCUUCUUUAAAUUUUUGUAAAAAACAUUCGAAUUCCUCACGAUCAGGUAACACAUUUAUUGUCAUUUGCUAUUUAUUGUGUACAUGUGAAUGUUCUCAUUUAAAUCAGUUCGGGCGGUUCACCCGGUUACCAAGACAUGCUGUCCUCAAGACCAAAUCACACUUUUAUUGCCAAUUACUAUUGUUUUAAUGUGAAUUUCCUCAUACUCUUACAAAUCUCUGUCAAUUUCCUCAAGAUCAAAUAACAUUUUACUUUUCAAUUUUAUGAUGACACGUAACAUAAUUGUAAUUUACUUUUGUUUUAAUGUUAAAUUUCCUCUUGUAAUCCUACGUGCCAUUAACACUUCUUCAAAUUUAUGUCGAUUUCCUCACGAUCAAAUAGCAUAUUUUUGUCAUUUAUAACGAUAUUGAUGUGAAUCCGACCAUAUGACUUCUUAAAACUAUUUACCUUGCUUCCUGUUGUUGUUAAUUUCCUCAAUACUUCUAAUACGUUCCUGCUGUUGACCGAAUCAUGCCAACUUUUGUUCGAUUACGUACUUUACUAGCGCUGAAAUUGAAUUUUUAUUGAAACAAAUACUAUUUGCUUUUAAUACGGUAAAGAAGCCACAUGAUUUGUGUUGGAAAAUUGCAUUUAUCUUUUUGAAUAUUUUAAUAUACUCCUACCCAAUAUUAAUUGAUGCCUUGUUUUUCCAAUUUACCAUGUUUUGAGAAACUUUUCAUUAAUAUCUGUUUUGCUAAGUGCUUAUUUGAAUUUUCCUUCGGAUAUAACAUUGACGAUUAAUUACUUUUUGAUGUAAUUUGAAAUGUACCAGCUUUUUAGGCAGAUGCACCGUUCGCUUUAAAAGGAAUGUUGUUGCAUAGAGGGCCCAAUGUCCGGCAUGCCGGUGGUUGUGACGAUGGUAUUAAAGAAUAUGUUAUGUUUCAUGGAGUUGAUUGUGGGAUGUUGUUUGAUAUAUGGUAGGAGUUAUAUCAUGUAUUCUUGUUUAACCUACCAAUGUUUGUAUUACAAUAGAGAAUAAAUGAUAUUUUGUA